AUGACAGAAUUGCAUGAUAUUACUUUCAACAUUGCAGCAUUCAUCAGUGGCCUCUUUAUCCUCGAAUUUGGCCCCGACGAAUCCAUUGACAAUGCUGCUAUCAUAUCAGCUCGAUUGACUGUAUCACCCUCGUUGAUUACCAUUGCGUUGCUCACGUCUGGUAUGGAAUGGGAAAAACUCAUCGUAGCUAUCGCAGCCAUCUCUCAACAUCAAUCUUCACUUGCAAAUGGCAGUAUCGUCAGAUCAUCUCAUCUAUCUCGGAUAUCCUAG
Botrytis deweyae is the source of this 270-nucleotide messenger RNA. RefSeq lists its product as uncharacterized. The record is from RefSeq and is a predicted model, not a curated record. The transcript is spliced from 2 exons. The coding region runs from base 1 to 270 and encodes 89 amino acids. NCBI's taxonomy places the organism in Eukaryota, Fungi, Ascomycota, Leotiomycetes, Helotiales, Sclerotiniaceae.